Molecule: messenger RNA, 8542 nt
Organism: Vidua chalybeata
Lineage: Eukaryota; Metazoa; Chordata; Aves; Passeriformes; Viduidae
Gene: ITGA1
Product: integrin subunit alpha 1
Exons: 31
Coding region: 173-4477 (1434 amino acids)
Biological process (GO): integrin-mediated signaling pathway; cell-matrix adhesion; cell-cell adhesion
Cellular component (GO): integrin complex; external side of plasma membrane
Molecular function (GO): integrin binding
Source: RefSeq, a predicted model, not a curated record
GCGCGCAGGAGCGCGGGGUUGGGGUGUCCGGCAGGGCCGCUGGUGUGUCCGUCAGUCCGUCCGGGAGUGUGCGGUCCCACUGAAGGCUCCAGCCCUCAGCCUUCCCUCCCGGGGUAGACCUGCCGCCCGCUGCCGCCGCGGCAGAGGGGGAGCGACGCGAGGAGCCGCCAGGAUGAAGCUGGUGAGGAAGGACCUGGAGAAGGAUAAUGCGGGGCAGGUGACGCUGAUCCCCGAGGAGCCUGAGGACAUGUGGCACACCUACAACCUGCUCCAGGUGGGUGACAGCCUGCGCGCCUCCACCAUCCGCAAGGUUCAGACCGAGUCGUCCACGGGCAGCGUGGGCAGCAACCGCAUCCGCACCACCCUCACCCUCUGCGUGGAGACCAUCGACUUCGACUCACAGGCCUGCCAGCUGCGGGUUAAGGGCACGAACAUCCAAGAGAACGAGUAUGUGAAGAUGGGCGCCUACCACACCAUCGAGCUGGAGCCCAACCGUCAGUUCACCCUGGCGAAGAAGCAGUGGGACAGCGUGGUGCUGGAACGCAUCGAGCAGGCCUGCGACCCGGCCUGGAGCGCCGAUGUGGCGGCCGUGGUCAUGCAGGAGGGGUUGGCUCACAUCUGCCUGGUCACCCCGAGCAUGACGCUUACUCGUGCCAAGGUGGAGGUGAAUAUCCCCCGCAAGCGGAAAGGGAACUGCAGUCAGCACGACCGGGCGCUGGAGAGGUUUUACGAGCAGGUGGUGCAAGCCAUCCAGAGGCAUAUCAACUUUGAGGUGGUGAAGUGUGUACUGGUGGCUAGCCCAGGCUUCGUGCGGGAGCAGUUUUGUGACUACAUGUUCCAGCAGGCAGUCAAGACUGACAACAAACUUCUGCUGGAGAACAGGUCCAAGUUCCUACAGGUCCACUCUUCCUCAGGACAUAAAUACGCACUGAAGGAAGCACUCUGUGACCCAGCUGUAACUAGCCGUCUUUCUGACACUAAGGCAGCUGCUCUCUUUCACAUUGUUUGCACUUCCAAUGUUGAUGUGAAAAAUGCACUGACCUUCAGUGGGCCUCUGGAAGACAUGUUCGGGUACACAGUCCAGCAGUAUGAAAAUGAGGAGGGGAAAUGGGUACUUAUUGGUUCACCACUAGUUGGCCAACCUGAGAAAAGAACAGGCGAUGUCUACAAAUGCCCUGUAGGAAGGGACAGCCCGUCACCCUGCAUAAAACUGAACUUACCAGCUUCUACUUCAGUUCCUAAUGUCAUGGAAGUAAAAGAAAACAUGACUCUUGGAACAACCUUAGUGACUAACCCAAAAGGAGGAUUUCUGGCAUGUGGACCACUUUAUGCUUAUAAAUGUGGACGUUUGCAUUACACAACUGGAGUUUGUUCUAAUGUCAGCUCCACUUUUGAAACCAUUGGGGCCAUUGCUCCGUCUGUGCAAGAGUGUAAAACCCAGUUGGACAUUGUCAUAGUCCUCGAUGGGUCCAACAGCAUUUAUCCAUGGGAGAGUGUCACAGACUUUCUGAACAGCCUCCUGAAAAACAUGGAUAUAGGUCCUCAGCAAACACAGGUUGGAAUUGUUCAGUAUGGACAAACUGUAGUCCAUGAAUUUUACUUGAAUACAUAUUCAACAACAGAAGAUGUGAUGGCUGCAGCCUCAAGAAUACGCCAGCGGGGCGGCACGCAAACCAUGACAGCCUUGGGAAUAGACACGGCCAGGGAAGAAGCUUUUACUGAGGCUCACGGUGCACGAAGAGGAGUGCAAAAAGUAAUGGUUAUUGUGACUGAUGGGGAAUCACAUGACAACUAUAGAUUACAAGAAGUGAUUGAUGAUUGUGAAGAUGAAAACAUUCAGAGAUUUGCUAUUGCUAUUCUUGGCAGCUACAGCAGAGGAAAUUUAAGUACUGAGAAAUUUGUAGAGGAAAUAAAAUCAAUUGCCAGUAAGCCUACUGAAAAGCAUUUUUUCAAUGUCUCAGAUGAAUUAGCUCUUUUAACCAUUGUUGAAGCACUUGGAGAGAGAAUAUUUGCCCUGGAAGCAACAACAGACCAGCAGGCCUCCUCUUUUGAAAUGGAAAUGUCUCAAGCUGGUUUCAGUGCUCAUUAUUCUCAGGAUUGGAUUAUGCUUGGAGCAGUUGGAGCAUAUGACUGGAAUGGCACAGUACUCAUGGUGAAAGACACUGGUAUUUCAAUGCCAACUAAUGACACCUUUCGUGACAGGCAUUCAGAAAGAAAUGAGCCUCUUGCAGCCUACCUAGGAUAUACUGUGAAUUCAGCAGUGACACCUGGAGGUGUGCUGUACAUAGCAGGACAGCCACGAUACAAUCACACUGGCCAAGUUAUCAUUUAUAAGAUGGAAGGAAAAGUGGUGCAAGUGAUUCAGAGAUUAAAUGGAGAACAAAUUGGAUCAUACUUUGGGGGUGUUAUUACCACAGUUGACAUUGAUAGGGACUCAUUUACAGACCUUCUUCUUGUUGGAGCUCCUAUGUAUAUGGGAACUGAGAAGGAGGAGCAAGGGAAAGUAUAUGUUUACAGUCUGAACAAGACAAAGUUUGAAUAUCAGAUGAGUCUUGAACCUGUAAAGCAAACGUGCUGCUCACCAUUAAAACAGGAUACCUGCAAAGUUCUUAAGAAUGAGCCUUGCGGUGCACGCUUUGGGACUGCCAUUGCUGCAGUGAAGGACCUCAACCUGGACGGAUACAACGACAUUGUGAUAGGCUCUCCAUUGGAAGAUGACCAUCGGGGAGCUGUUUAUAUUUAUCAUGGCCGUGGCAAAGCAAUCAGUAAAAAAUAUUCACAGCGUAUUGCAUCAGGUGGAGAUGGGGAAAAAGUGAAAUUUUUUGGCCAGUCUGUGCAUGGAGAAAUGGAUUUAAACGAUGACGGGCUGAUUGAUGUUACCAUCGGAGGCCUUGGUGGAGCUGCCCUCUUCUGGUCUCGUGAUGUGGCUGAAGUAAAUGUUUCCAUGCAAUUUAUACCUAAAAGCAUCAAUAUUCAACAACAAAAUUGUCAGAUAAAUACAAGAAAAACGAUAUGCAUAGACGCCACAAUUUGUUUUAAGACCAGACUAAAGUCAAAAGAAGAUAUAUUUGAAUCCAGUCUGCAGUAUUGGAUUACCCUUGAUGCACAAAGACAGAUAUCUCGAAGCUUGUUCACAGAAAGCCAUGAGAGGAAAAUGCAAAAAAAUAUAACUAUCAAAGGGUCAGAAUGUACGAAACAUAACUUCUACAUGUUGGAUAAGCCUGAUUUUCAGGACUCAGUAAAGGUUUUGCUGGAAUUCAAUUUUUCUGAUCCAGAGAGUGGACCUGUCCUUGAUAGCAACUUGCCAAAUUCAAUAGCAGAAUAUAUUCCUUUCACAAAAGAUUGUGGAGCCAAAAAUAGAUGCAUUUCAGAUCUUGUUCUGAUUGUAAAAGCAAGCAUAGCUGGAGACAGUUCUUCUCCAUUCAUUGUAAAGUCACGCAAUGAUAAGUUCACCAUCCAGCUCUCUGUGAAGAACAAAAAAGAUAGUGCCUAUAAUACCAGAGUUUUGAUUCAGUAUUCUCCAAAUAUUAUUUUCGCUGGCAUUGAGGAUAUACAGAAAGAUAGCUGUGAAUCUAAUCACAACAUCACCUGUAAAGUGGGAUAUCCAUUUCUAAAACCUGCAGAAGAGAUUUCCUUCAAAAUAUCAUUCCAAUUCAACGCAUCCUAUCUCCUGGAAAAUGCUACUAUUCAUGUAUAUGCAACAAGUGACAGUGAAGAACCACCUGAGACUCUGAGUGACAACAGAGGACAUGUUACAAUUCCAGUAAAAUAUGAAGUAGGAUUAAUAUUUGUAAGUGUUUUCAAAGAGCACCAUGUUAUAAUUGCAGCAAAUGAAACUGUCCCUACUAUGAUCAACACAACAGAGCAAAUCGGGGAUGAAGUUACUCUACAUUAUAGGAUUGAAAAAGGUGAACACUUUCCAAUGCCAAACCUCAUACUGCAGAUCUUAUUUCCCAAUGUAACAGCUGCCAAAAACACUCUUCUCUACCUUACUGCAUUGUCACAUUCCCAGAAUGCUAUCUGCCAAAGUAGUUACCCUGUAGAUCCCUUAAAGAUUGGCACUGGGAAACCAUUUGUACUGUCAAAAAUAAAAGAACCUACAAAGGAUACAAUUAUGGACUGUGAUACAUACAGCUGUGCCUCUAUUAAUUGUGUCCUCGUCCCAUCUGACGUAUAUCAAGUGAAUGUUUCAUUGAGAGUCUGGAAACCUACCAUCAUAAAAGCCAGCAUUCACAGCUUAACUCUUGUUGUGAAAGCAUUACUUAGGAGUGAGAACUCGUCACUGAUUUUGAGAAAUGACCAUCAAAAACUGGAGACCAUGAUCAAGAUUUCCAAAGAACACCCACCGGGUACAGUCCCCUUGUGGGUUAUCCUCCUGAGUAUCUUUGCUGGACUCUUGAUUCUCGCACUGCUUAUAUUUGCUCUGUGGAAGGCUGGAUUUUUCAAAAGGCCAUUAAAGAAGAAAAUGGAGAAAUGAAAAAAAAAAAAAAAAAAAAAAAAACAAACACAAAAAAAAAAAAAAAAAAAAAAAAAAAAAAAAAAAAAAAAAAAAAAAAAACCCAGACAUUUUUGCUCAGGUCUGCCUCCAAAAUGUUACUGUAAAAUUAUGAACUUAUAUGCAGUGGUUACAAUGCUUUCCAAAUGCUGGUGCAUGAAAAAAAACCCAAGAAAUAGAAAACAAGAAAAAAAUCAAGCACACAUGCAAAGAAAUGAUGCAAAAAAAAAAAUUAACAACCUUGCAGCAUUUUGUGAUCCUCAAGAAUAUACCUGUAAGCGUUGCUCAUUUUUGGAGAGUAACGGAGUUCAAAGAUUCUAACAUUUUUGAAUACAGAAAGUUUGUAAUCAUAUUUUUAUAUACCUAUGUAUGUGGAAUCAUUUUUCAUUCCAAAUUACACAACAGGUCAGAUUGUAUGUAGCAAUCCCAGUUGUUUUUAUCACCCUAUGAUUUUCAAAAGGAAAAUGCACAAUUUUCAAAAUUCCCUUCUUAUGUCAGUUCUGUGGAAGCAGAUUCUCAAUUCACAAGGCAGAACACAUAAACUUUGAGAAUGCACCAAAUGCUGUGUGAUAGCUGAUGCAAUGGCAACUCAGAAGACAGAAGUACCUCCAGAAUAUUGGGUGAAAAGUACUGAAAUACCGUGGAUUUCUCUUUCUGCUCAUUUUAGCAUGUCCAGCUGAAUUAAGGAUACUCCAAGAAAGAGAUUUUUAUGGUCAAGAACCAUAAAGGAUUGAUGCAUUAAAUCGCAUAACUGAACUUGAAAUAUAUUUUUGGCAGGCCUAAAAAUGUGCAAAUUAUUCAAGUCCAUCUGAUUGCACACUGUAUUCAAAUAAGCAGGGGCAUAAUUCUAUCUGCAAAUUGAAAUGUCCAUAUUUAUGCAGAAAAUGUUUGGAGGCACCCUGAAAGUUUGACUCUUGCUGUAUAUCUUGGAGUAGCCAGCAGGGUGCUUCAUAAACUGUCACUGUAAAUUUCUUGUGUAGCUAUUUAAUCCAAUGAAUUUAAAGUGUACAAAAUGGAAAUUAUCAAAAGAGCACAGAUAGGAAAUUCAGCACUGGCAAGCUUCUUCUAGUAUUAUAAGUCACAGCUCAUCUUUAUUACUUAGGAAUUUAAGAAGUGAUGAAGAAUUUGCAUACUAAAUAAGCACUUAAGAAAUUAUGUUUAUUUUGUGUCAAAGAUUUAAAGUUUAUAUGAGAAUACACUGAAAUGUAGAUAGCAAAAGGUUUCUUUAAGAAAUUUUUUUCUUUCUAUUUAGAUCAUUCAGUUUCUUCCUUUCUGUCAUGCACUUGUCUUCCUCCCAUGAGGAUCUCUCCCUGAGGCUCAUUGCUGUGCCAUGACCUUGAGAGCUUCCUGUGUUUCUUGGAGACACAUGAAAUUAACAGGAGAAAAAGGAUGCAUGCUGGCAAAGUGUAAUGCUGCCUCAGCAUGACUCAGUAUUGAUUGCCAGUAGCUCAGAAAAUUCUGAGGUGUUCUAAGUUCUGUAAGACAUAUUUGUUGGCAGAAAAGCUUUGCCAUGCUAAGGAAGCCAGGAAAUUUGUUCCUCCUCUUGGGACAAAUAUCACUGAAGAAAAAAAAAAAGAAAAAAAAAAAAGGCAGUUUUCCAAAAUGUUUUUGCUUAUCACUGUCUUUAUAGUAAUAGCUUCAAAAAGAGUAGUAAAUUUUAUAAACACUUAUUUUUCAAGAAGAGAAUAUAGAUUAGGUUGAACAUGCUGGCAAGUAAAACUCAAAGUGUGCCAGAAGGUGUUUCAUUGCUUGAAAGGUGCUGUCACUCUUCAGUACCUUUUAUUUAGUUUCUAAGUUAGAGAAAGUAGCUAUUGGGAAAGGCUGACUUAUGUGAAUGCAACAAGUAGAAUUGAGUUAGAAAGUGUUGGCAAUUUCUCCUCAUGUCUGUGGGAAAGGUGGUUAUUUCAUAGCAGCAGUCUGCUGAAGGUAGCAGUAUGACUCAGAGGAGAGGGCAGAGCCCUCCGUGGGAACACUGUGGGUGGCUGUGCUUUGCAGAGCCUGGGAGAUCUGCUGAGGCAGUGGGAUGUGGUUGCUGUGCUCAUCUGGACAGCUGGAAGGGCCCCCUGCCUGAAGGGGGUCUGAGCACAAAACACAUGAAUGGAAGGAAUAAAGUGACAUAGAGGAACUGUGGAUAGAAACCCUGCUUCAUUCAUUGUGAAAGAAACGAAAAAUCUGUUUGUUGAACUGUGAAGAUAAAUUAAUACAGCAGUGAUUUCAGUUCCAAGUAAGACACAGGUUUUACUUUAGGAAAAUGUGUUAUUUUGCCCAUUUGUUUGAAGGAAUUAAAUCGCCCUUGGCACCAUAGCAUUCAAACACAUCGGAAUUGUAAUUUUUUUUUCUCACAGUAUCUCUGAAAAGACGCAGAAGUGUUGUUAACCUCUUAUGAGUUUGUAAAGGAACAGAAUUUUGAAGGAAUUGUGACUCACCUGUGCACACGUAGGGAGUCUAUGGUAGAAGAGGAAAUAGUUGUAUUUAUUAUUACUCAUUCAGUUUGUUAACAAUGAGGUCAUUUUUCCCAGCUUCAUAAAAUUACUCACAAGUUGUGUAAGACACACGUAAUUCUUAUGCAGCAUACUUUUAAGUCUUUGACUAUUUAGCUAUGAUAAGCUGUUAACCAGAGGUUUUCAUUUUUCCCUGUGAUAUUUCAUAUCUUAUUUUAAAGCAUCAGCCUAACUAAAAAUAUAUAAGUCAAAAGAACAGUCUAUUUCCCUAGAUGAAGACUAUGCAAAACUAAAUCAAUAGUAUUUAUCAAUGUAGAGUAUGUUUAAGAUCAGUGUUUCGUGUUAGACUUUCUUUGCACUGUAAAAACAGUAAUAAGCUUUGUAUAACCACACUGCUUUCCUCUUUCAUUAUGCUUUCUCUCUUUUCACAUUUGUCCUAUUAUCAUGUUUUCGAUUAUAAUAUCUAUUUAAAAGAUAAGUAUACAUACAUACAUACAAGUAUGUCAAGGGGAUAGCACUAUAGCACAUUAUUCUUACACGAUUCUUAGCGAUUAGUAAACUUGUUAUUUUUAUCCAUACUAGCCUUUCCACACAGCACUGGAAGAGCAGUAUUUUACUGCUUUUCAUGAUAUACAACAGAUAAAGCUACUGAAAGCAUAUUGCAAACAUCAGGAACAUCUCACUUAAAUUUGGCAGGCACUAAAGAAUCUAAUUUUACAGCAUGUAACCAGUUUUAUUCCUAAAAAUAGACUCAUUAGUGUUAUAAUGUGAUUCUAAUAACUAUGAAGAUAAAUAUUUUUUUAUUUGGCAAAGCAAAUAAAGUAAAUUUGUGUAAAAAUUAAUAAUAAAUUGGGGGUGUAACCAGAGAUUACGUAACUAAAGGAUUCUGGCCCACCCAGCUCAGUUCCUAACUUCAGCUCUGAAGUAGGUAACUUAGUGGGAAUGGACAAGCUACUUUUCUAUAGGGUUGAACAUACAGGACAGGGAUUCUCUGUAUACUCCAGCCUCAAUAUCAGGUUGUUUUGGAGAUUUCUGAUCCCAUACAUUAUUUUAGAAGUCUUAGGAAACAGUAUCUCCAUUAGAGCAAUCUUGAGCAGCUGCUUGUAUUCUCUGGGCAGUUCCUUUGCUUGUCUGGUUUCACUCUUAAGUCAUUACUAUGAGCCUCCAGACACAACUACAGACACAACCCACACACCCUGACCCCUUACCUGAGCCCUUUAGUACAUAUCCUGUGCUGAAUCAUUUUGAGCAUAAUGUUCCUCAUCUUCAGAGCUUGAGUCAGGGGAAUCUACCCUAAACUGAAGCCAAGGAUUUUCAUCUCACCUGGCACCAAUAGGCUGGAGUUAGGGUCAUAUUCAUCCAAUGAAUUCUACAUAACCCAUUUGGUUAAUUUCUUUAAUUGCCUAUUGUGUAGAUGAUGACCCUUGCAAAAAUAAAAGCAGAUAAGAUAAUCAGACUGUACUGCUCUUAACUAUACCACUUAACAGGAACAAACGGGGAUUUACAUACUUUUUAAGAAAACCACAACAUUCUGCACAGUAUUUUCUUUUUCCUGUAAAAGUAUUCCAUGUGCUUUAUUGAUUAAAAAAGAAAUUAAGUCUAACAA